AUGAACUUGACGGAAUUACAGCAGCAUCGUGCAAAUACAAAGCGAAAUAUCAGCCGCAUUAAAAGUGUAAUCGAUGCAAAUGGUCGUGGCGAUGGUCGAACAUUAUCUUCUGCGGAACUAAAGUGUCGAUUUGGAAUAGCCGAAUCAUAUUUUAAGCAGAUUCUGUCAUAUCAAACACAAAUUGAAGCGCUGGACCCUGAUGACAAUUCUCGUGGCGAUCUGGAAGAAUUGUAUAUAGGAAUUAAGCUUGAAAUUGAAUCACAAUUGGGUGAAGAAGUAAACACUUCAACUUUACAGUCAACACUGUCAGUUUCACAGCCGCAUCCGCACAAAUUGCCAGCUCUUAAACUGCCCUCAUUCAGUGGCAAAUAUUCAGAAUACAACAACUUCAUUACUUCCUUCAAGCAAAUGAUAGAUCGGGAAAUGGUUUUAUCUAACGUAGAAAAAUUUAAUCAUUUGUUGAACUGUUUUCAGGGUCCAGCACUCGACACCGUCAAGGCGUUUCAAGUUAGCAACGAGAAUUAUCCUAAGGCGCUCGAACGACUGAAGUCGCGCUAUGACCACCCCACUUUGAUAUUCAUGGAAAACAUCACGUCACUCUUUGAGCUUCCGGCAGCAGCUAAACAAGGUAGCCAGUUAAGACAUCUUGUAGACACAGCAUCGGCGCUGUACAGCGCACUUUCUUCCUUGGGUUCAGACCGCGACAUAGCCAACGCAAUGCUGAUACAUCUUGUGAUUGGAAAGGCAGAUGAAGACACUCAACGAAAAUGGAAGGAGUCGCUCGAUUUUACGAGCUUGCCGACAUGGAAAGAUUGUGCCAAACUACUCGAAAGGCGCUGCCAAUAUUUUGAGUCCAUAGAUUCCAGCGGCAAUCAAGAUACAUCACACUCGUCGUCACAGAAGUUUGAGCAAUCCAAAUCAUCGCGAAAGGCAAAUCAACAGCAUCGCCACGCCUUUUCUAUCACAAGUUCCCAGCGUAAUUGUGUUCUAUGUUCCAGCAACGAACACGUCAUCAAAGAUUGCUCUCGUUAUAAAUCGCUAGAUGUUGGCUCGCGCUUCGAAAAUGUAAAGAAACUUGGAUUGUGCAACAACUGCCUUGCUCCAGGGCAUUUCCUUUCAAAAUGCCCGUCGACUUUCAAAUGCAAAUCAUGUUCAGCUCGCCAUCAUUCGUCGCUAUGUAGAAAAUCUGAAGUGAGUUCAACGACAUCGCGCGACGCUAGUGCGAUUGUACAUACUCAUUUGGGUAAUUCGUCCUUCGAGCAAGUAAUUCUUGCAACCGCAAUCGUAUUAGUGCGAGAUGCUGCAGGCAAUUACCAACUUGGUAGAGCAUUACUUGAUUCGUGCUCACAAGUAAAUUUUAUAACUGACAGUUUUUCGCAACGUCUACGCCUGCAAAGGAAGAAGCAACGCGUGGAAAUUUUAAGCAUCGGCAAUUCACCAACAACCAUAAGGCAUAAGGCUAUAGCUACCAUCAAAUCACGUCAUUCAGAUUUUGAGUUGCCACUUGAGUUUUUCGUAACGCCACACAUUUCACAUCAACCAGUGCCUGACAUAGACGUUUCAUCCUGGAACUUGCCAGCGAAUAUAAAUCUGGCCGACGAACAUUUUCACAAAUCGCAGGGAGUUGAUUUGCUAUUAGGAACUGAUUGCUUCUUCAACGUCCUAUCCAUCGGGCAAAUUAAGUUAAAGGAAUCACUGCCAAUCUUGCAGAAGACUUUGUUGGGGUGGAUCGUUGCUGGCAAAUACAAUUCACCAACAGUUAUCGCAGCAUCCAUUUCACCCUCACUCACGUCGUCGCUAGCUACUUCAUGCAGCGUAUCGGAUACUUCGCUUACCAAUGGUCCAGCAUCUAUCAACGUAGCACCGUGUUUGUUAUCUUGUGAGGAAAUAAUACAGCAGCAAUUGGAGCGAUUGUGGCAAAUCGACAAUACGACUAUCAAUGCAUCGCCACUCACCGAUGAACAGGCUGCUUGUGAAGCAUUUUUUGUGAAGACCGUGGAUCGUGAUGCUACGGGUCGAGUCAUAGUGCAAUUGCCCUUUAAGAACGAUGUCGCUGUUCUGGGUACAUCGUAUGGUACUGCGCUUAGACGAUUAAUUUCGCUCGAACGUCGCCUUCAAUCGCAACCGGAAGUUAAGUCACAAUAUGUAGAUUUUAUGCAAGAAUAUGAGGCAUUGGGCCACAUGACGAAACUUGAAAACGUUGACUUGUCAAGCCCACAUUUCUACAUGCCUCACCACUGCGUACUUCGGCCCACCAGUACCACAACAAAGCUACGUGUUGUCUUCGACGCGUCGUGUCGCACAUCUACCCAAAAAUCGCUAAACGACAUACUUCAAGUGGGAGCUACCAUCCAAAAUGAUCUUUUCAUUUUGCUACUUCGCUUUCGUCUACAUCGCUAUGCACUGACUGCUGAUGUAGUAAAAAUGUACAGGCAAGUGCUAGUGCAGCCAGCUCAUCGCCGCUUCCAGUUAAUUUUGUGGAGGUCUUCACCGAUGGAGGAACUGCGCUCUUUCCAACUAAACACCGUUACCUAUGGCACGUCUGCUGCACCAUUUUUGGAAGUGCGUACGCUCAAGUACUUAGCCGACCAGUACGGAACUCAGUAUCCUCUUGGUGCACAAAUUAUCAACUCUUCUUUCUACGUCGAUGAUUUGCUCAGUGGUGCAGACUCAUUUCGUGAACUCUCGCAAAUCAAAAGGGAGGUAACCGAAAUUCUUAGCAAGGGUGGCUUUGACUUAGCGAAGUGGCACUCGAAUUACCAAAGCCUUACGAACAAUGAGGAGGAAAAGUACAUGAGUUUCGACAAUUCAAACACAACUAGCACACUAGGACUAACAUGGAACCAAACACAAGACAUGUUCCAGUUUUCGUUUAAGCCCAAGAAGCCGUUUAAUGCACCACACUUCGGCGGCCUAUGGGAGGCUGCGGUGAAGGCAGCCAAAGGUCACUUAGAACGAACACUUUCUGGUGCUCGCUUAACGUUUGAGGAGAUGUCAACGGCAUUAAUUGAAAUCGAGGCCAUUUUGAAUUCUCGGCCCAUUGCCCCACUAUCCACAGAUCCAAGUGACUGCGAAGCGUUGACUCCGGGGCACCUGCUGAUUGGGUGUUCGCUAAAGGCACUCAGAAUCGUACAAGCAGAUCGAUCACCUAAACCAUUGGCAUCGAAUCACAGCCGUGAAGCAACACUUUUGGCAGCGCUGGUCACAUGA
Messenger RNA from Rhagoletis pomonella (apple maggot), 3210 nucleotides. RefSeq lists its product as uncharacterized. Bases 1 to 3210 code for a protein of 1069 amino acids. NCBI's taxonomy places the organism in Eukaryota, Metazoa, Arthropoda, Insecta, Diptera, Tephritidae. Gene Ontology annotation, molecular function: zinc ion binding; nucleic acid binding. The transcript is spliced from 2 exons. The record is from RefSeq and is a predicted model, not a curated record.